CUGAGAGGGAAAGGGACCUGCCUGGGGCCACACAGCAAUCAGGUCUUCUCUCUGCCCAGGACUGCCUAUUCCCCUGGGCUGUAGCCUCUCUCUCUCUUCCCUGUGACCAGCAAGAGUCCCUGCUUGUCUAGGCCUGGCUGUAGCCCAGGCCUGGACCUCAUGGGGCUGUGAGUGAGUGAGCAGAUCUCUCAGCACCGCCAUCAGCCUCAGCACGUGGAGAGUUAACAGCUGGGCCCCUCCCAGUCUCCAGAGUCACCACCCUUAGCAACGGUCUUGCCAGGCAGGAUGCAGACCUAACACAGAGCAAAGUCAGCAGGACUUGGGGACAGACACAGGCCAGCCAAGCAAGUGUGGGUUGGUUGGCAGCUUGAAGCCUGUGCCUGGCUAGCUGGGUGGGAAGUCCCAAGUGCCCACAGACCCGACCCAGAAUGGAUGCCGUGGAUGCCACUGUGGAGAGGCUGCGGGCACAGUGCCUGUCCCGAGGGGUCUCAGGCAUCCGGAGCUUGGCCAGGUUUUUCCGUCGCCUGGACCAGGAUGGGAGCCGAGCGCUGGAUGCCAGGGAGCUCCGGCGGGGCCUGGCAGAAUUGGGUAUGUUGCUGGAUGAGGCCGAAGCAGAGGGUGUGUGCAAGCGCUGGGACCGUGAUGGCAGCGGGACACUGGACCUGGAGGAGUUUCUGCGGGCCCUGAGGCCCCCCAUGUCCCAGGCCCGGGAGGCAGUCAUUGCAGCUGCCUUUGCCAAGCUGGACCGCAGCGGGGAUGGCGUGGUGACUGUGGACGACCUCCGUGGAGUGUACAGUGGUCGUGCCCACCCCAAGGUGCAGAGUGGGGAGUGGCGGGAGGACGAUGUGCUCCGCUGCUUCCUGGACACCUUCGACUCCUCUGAGAAGGACGGGCAGGUGGGUGGAUGCCCAUGCAGGGCUCUCCUCCCCCCAAGGUGGUGUCCAGCCUUGGCCCCCCAGUCACAGCCUGUCUGCCACAGGUCACGCUGGCAGAAUUCCAGGACUACUACAGUGGCCUCAGCGCCUCCGUGGACACAGAUGAGGAGUUUGUGGCCAUGAUGACCAGGGCGUGGCAGCUGUGAGCAGACUGCCCUCGCUCAGCUGGUGCCCAUAGCAGAGGACCCCUCCCACCGGCCUGAGCCRGGGCCCCUCCACAGACAGCCCCAGCAGGGACACGAGUGGGAUUUGAGUGGGUGUGGAAUCCACAAGAACUGAGCCUGAGGAAUUGGUGGGACCAGGCCUCCUGCUGGGCCACCAGGUAGACGUGGGACAAAAGUUCCAAAGGUCACUGGCUCUGGACCCCAAGGCCGCUUGUUGACCAUGGCCCCAGUCACUGCAGGUACCCCCACUCCCUCCCCUGUGGAUCCCGUAGAGAGCCAGGUGACCCCUGAGGGGGAAGCAAACAGCAGGUCCGAGUGGAGGCUCCGCAUGGAGGCCAGUCUUGGGAGGCGGUUUGGACUCCUGCCCAGGUGUGGAGUGCGAGGCAGGGCAGGGGUGCUCGGGCAGCCAGGCUACUUGGGCACCUCUCCUGUGCGGCGGAAGCUGUUCCUGGCUGGGCUGUCUGGCUUCCUGAGGCCCCUGGGGCAUGCAGGAGGCUGGGGUUUUAGUUAAAAGUUUUAAUGUAGUUCCCAAAUACAUUUCAUAUGACAAUCUUACAUAAAUGUUCCAAAACACAUGGGCAUUGUCUGGUUUUCCUUGUCACUAGUUGGCUAAGGCGUAAAGCAGAGAAGUGUGACCGGAUCUCCUGGGCAGGCCUCUGGUGUCUCCCCUGGCUCAGGCUUGCAGGGGGCUGGGCAGUGCAGACCCAUGGAGCCACCCUGGCCCUGGGGCUUCUGGCUGCCCCUGGAGGUGUGGGUGGCACAGCUGCAAAUUGGGGCCUCCUCUUCACGGGGGGGGGGGCAGGGCUGGGGGAUUUCCCCUAAAAGUCCUGAGGAGCCUUGUGCACAAGAUCCACCUCCUCUAUGGGCUGCCCUACGGGUGGUACCCAGGCAUCCACUCCUGUAUGCUGCGUGCAUGGGGACAGCGUACUGUCUGGGACCUGGUCCCCAUGGCUAGCUAGGGCCCCGCUGCCUCUCCCAGAGGUCCCAGCCCGUUGUGAGGGUAUGAUGUCCAGGGCUGUGCAAGGAGUGGCUCACAGCAGGAAGCAGGCUGGCGCCAGGUGCCCAAGGACAGAUGGAUCACAUGAUGUGGACGGGGAAGAGGCUACUAGGGGUCCCUGGGGCCCCUCCCAGGCUCCGUGGCCUUUUUUUAGAUAGGCAUCUCCAGACCUAGGCCAGAUGGAAGCRGACACCCCACCGCCCCGUGACUCAGCUUACAGGAACCCAGGUGGACAGAGUGGGGGCCUACUGACCCCGGCUCAGAGGCCAGGACCACAAGAACAAGCCCUCAAGGAGCUGUGCCUGCUCAGCGCAAGAGAGCAACUCGAUCCCAGAACUGAAAACAGAGCCUUUGAAAAUUUAAAAAAAAAAAAAAAAAUUGUAAAAUAUAAACCCAUCAAAUCAGAAUAUGGGAGACAAAGAGCCACACGGAGCACCCAGGCCCAGUGCUGGCUCCAGGCAGGUGCCACCCAUGCAGGAGGGAGGGUGCGGUGGCAGGGGGGCCAGAGGCCCUUGCUGCACCCAGAGGCUGCGACACGCAGGGU
Molecule: messenger RNA, 2640 nt
Organism: Urocitellus parryii (Arctic ground squirrel)
Lineage: Eukaryota; Metazoa; Chordata; Mammalia; Rodentia; Sciuridae
Gene: Caps
Product: calcyphosine
Cellular component (GO): vesicle
Molecular function (GO): calcium ion binding
Source: RefSeq, a predicted model, not a curated record